Messenger RNA from Peromyscus leucopus (white-footed mouse), 1443 nucleotides. Its product is annotated as gasdermin-C-like. The record is from RefSeq and is a predicted model, not a curated record. Lineage: Eukaryota; Metazoa; Chordata; Mammalia; Rodentia; Cricetidae. The transcript is spliced from 12 exons. Gene Ontology annotation, biological process: defense response to bacterium; pyroptotic inflammatory response. Gene Ontology annotation, molecular function: phosphatidylinositol-4-phosphate binding; phosphatidylserine binding; phosphatidylinositol-4,5-bisphosphate binding. The coding region runs from base 1 to 1392 and encodes 463 amino acids.
AUGCCCUACUCAUUUGCCUGGGUUUGCAAGGAUGUGGUCAAGAAACUUCAAGGAAGAGAUCUGAAUCCUGUCAAACGUCUGUCAGAUGCGAUGAAGUUCCGCCAGUUUGAGAUACUGCAGAAGAAUCCUCAGUCACUGUUUUGGAAAUCUGAAGAUACUCCAGUUGGAUACUCCCUUCUGCAAAUCUUAGAACCAAAUUGUCCAGUCCCAGAGCCUGAAGUGUCAUCUCCCAUCCCCCUCAAACACAAUCUAUCCUGGAAACUAAAGGCUAACGCAGGUGUCAACGCCAUUGUGGAAGGAAGUGCGUCAACCGGGUUUGUUCAGUCCUGUGUAUACGACAUCGAGGUCCGGUGUACUAGCAUCCCAGAUUCAAAACUGGAGAGUCUUCAAAACAGGAAACUUCUGGAUCGGGAGCCAUCAUUUGUGGAGGAUUGCAGGAUGGGAAUAAAGGACCUGUAUGUGGUGACAGAGGCCUUUGAAGUGACCAAGGAUGCUGUGCUGGAAGGGAGUAGCAGUGUAGAACUUUCAGGAAAAGUGGGCAUCCCCCACCUUGUCAAGGUUCAAGCCGAGGGACAGUGGCAAAGUGACAGAAUGGAUUCAGUGCCUAUUCCAAAGGGUGCAGUGGUGGCCUACAAGAAGAAGCAACUGGCCAUUGAGAAUGACACUUGUGCCAUUCUCCUUUCUGCUAAAGCUAAGAAGAAAACCUUUCUAGGUAUGCUUCAAUUGAUUCCCACAUCAUAUAAUGAAACCAUUGAGAUAGACUGGGAGAUAAAUUACAUCUCUCCAAUUGGAAAGAUAGAGGAACCCUUCCAUCUAGAUUUCAAUUGCCUACAAGAUGAGGUUUCCAGGAAAACAUGGGAACUGUCCAUGUUUUCAAAGGAUGUUCAAGAUGUCGUGUUCUCUAACCUCCUGCCCAUGCUCAGUGACAGGGAGAUUCUGUAUGACCUGAUGAACAUGCUGGAAUUGGAUCAGUUGGGGCAUAUGGAUGGCCCAGGUGGUAUGAUCCUAGAUGUGCUGCAACAGAACCCAUGGAUUGAACUAAAGAACCUCAUUCUUUAUCUCCUUCAAGCCCUAAUGGUGCUGAGUGAUACCCAACUCAGUCUGCUGGCCCAGUCUAUGGAGAAGAGGCUCCUCUUCCAGCAACGAGAGCUGGUAAAGAGCAUCCUGCAGCCGAACUUCAAGUAUCCCUGGAACAUCCCCUUCACUCUCCAGCUUCAGCUUCUUGCUCCACUCCAGGGUGAGGGCUUGGUCAUUACUUAUGAAUUGCUGAAGGAGUGUGGUCUGAAGAUGGAGCUGAAUAAUCCCAGGUCAACUUGGGAUCUGGAGGCCAAGAUGCCUCUGUCUGCCCUUUAUGGGAGUCUGUCAUUAUUGCAGCAACUUGUAGACGCCUAAAUCUUCCUCAAGGCCUGGCCCCAGCUCAGUCCAUGCUGAGUCCUGGAGACA